Messenger RNA from Candoia aspera, 597 nucleotides. RefSeq names its product lipase member M-like. Lineage: Eukaryota; Metazoa; Chordata; Lepidosauria; Squamata; Candoiidae. Gene Ontology annotation, biological process: lipid metabolic process. The record is from RefSeq and is a predicted model, not a curated record. Bases 1 to 597 code for a protein of 198 amino acids. The transcript has 5 exons.
AUGGUGGUGGUCAAUUUUCUCUUUGUAUCCUUACAGAGUGAGAUAAUUCAGUUCUGGGGAUAUCCAGCAGAAGAAUAUGAGGUCCUUACAGAGGAUGGCUACUACUUGACCCUGAACAGGAUCCCAGGAAAUAGAAAAGGUUCCAAAUCACCUGUCCUCUUGGUGCAUUGUUUGGUUAUGGAAGGCAGUGUUUGGGUAGCAAACCUUCCACAUGAGAGCCUUGGCUUCAAAUUAGCGGAUGCUGGAUAUGAUGUGUGGAUUGCAAAUAACAGAGGAACUUCCUGGUCUAGAAGACACCAACACCUUUCAAUAGACCAAGAAGAAUUUUGGGAUUUCAGUUUUCAUGAAGUUGGAAUAUAUGACAUUUCUGCCACAAUAAACUUUAUUCUUCAGAAAAUGGACACAAGGACCAUCUAUUUUGUCUGCCAUUCACAAGGUUGUAGUAUAGCCUUUGUAGCAUUUUCAGUAAUACCUCAACUGGCUGAUAAGGUUAAGAUGCUUUUUGCCUUGGCCCCUGCAUAUACAUUUCAAGGAAGCAGAAGUAUUCUAAUGAAAAUCAUACAUUUGCCAGAGCCAUUGCUUAAGAAAGGUGGCUAA